UAAAAUCUGUUUAAUAUUUGAAGCUCUUUAAAGGGGAGAAUAAACGGACACAGGAAGAUAUCUGGCAGACAAAUAAGAAACAAAUAGAAUAAAAUAAAAAAUACAGAAUGGAAUUCGUAUAGUUGUAAUUUAUGAUCCGGUCCUCGUUUAAAUCCUUGAGCAAAGGUUUCUGUGAUACAGUGGUGUUUAAAAUGUGUUUUGGUGAGCAGCAAUAGUAGGGUGCUUGCGUGUCUUAUAAAAGAUCUCGUAAAAUAAGGCUUCCAAAUACAUACUGUAUCGUUUUGUGUAACCAAGAAGGGCUUGUAACAGCAGUCAAGUGCCAAUAAUACUCUGCUUUUUUUUCCUCCUCCUCUUUUUUAUUCCAGUCAUUCAUAUUUUCCCCUCUCACAGAAAGCAGAUCUUUCUCAUAUCUUGAUAAUUCUUAAAACUCGGGGUUGUUAUAGCAGAGAGGGUGAGUAUUUAAUGACCACAGGGAUUGAUUUAUCCUUUAUUGUUCAGCCUUAUGAUCACGUGUGUCUGCUGCCCAAUGGCAUGGCAGCAUGUCUCCCCAUUACUUUCCCACUGUAGUUCUCUGUGGGGCCAAGUUGCUACUUGAUUUCUCCACAUUGUUAUUUUGUGAGGCUGGGUUUACUGCGUGUGUAUGUGUGUGUGGUGUGUGCGCGCGCGUUUUUUACUUUUGCAUGUAUCCCUUGUAUAACUGCGUACAUGUGAAAGUCAAAUUUUUCUGCCAUGUCGACAUCUGGAACACUGACUAGUUACUACGUCGAUUCCCUCAUUCUGCCCGAGAGCGAGGAGCUCUCUGUGCCGAGGUACCCCUCCGGUCCUGGGCUCCAGCACGCCAGACAGCCCGCCUCCCUCAGCGACCACAGCGAGCUCGGGACUUGCACCUUCCCGUCCAAACCCCCGGUUUUCGGACCGUCAUGGAGCCACGUCCCGGCUCAGUUCCCGGGCACGGUUUCCUCUGUGUACCAUCACCACUAUGGGCAUCCCCAAGGCCCAGUGGCUGCAGAAACAGACGGCCGCUAUCAGUCGUGGCUUCUGGAGCCCAUGUCCGGUUCCCUGCCCAUGACCGGAUUACCGACGAGCCAUCAUUACGGAAUCAAACCGGAGGGUUUGGGGACGCGAGCUGACGGCGCGCUGCCCGGAUCCCACACGGCGCUGCUGCUCUCCGAUUACGCCAACGGCACGGUGGCGACAGCAUCACCAGUGGAAAAGGACGAACUGUCCGUCCAGGCAGGGGACAUGAGCGGAGAGAGUGAAGAGAAACCUGGCCUGGAUCCAAAUAAUCCAGUGUCCAACUGGCUCCACGCGAGUGCCACGAGAAAAAAGCGCUGUCCGUACACCAAGCACCAGAUCCUGGAGCUGGAGAAAGAGUUCCUCUUUAACACCUACCUGACCAGGGACCGUAGGUAUGAGGUGGCGAGGCUGCUAAACCUCACCGAGAGACAGGUUAAAAUCUGGUUCCAGAACCGCAGGAUGAAGAUGAAGAAGUUUAAUAAAGACGGCGCACCGAAAGACGAGUGACUGAACCGUGUAGAUUGAGCAGUAUUUUAGGCUGAUAGCGAGCUUUCUGUGUAAAAGCUCUUAACUCUGCUGGACCUUGUUUUUAAACUCCAUUGUCUUAUUGUUCUAUAUAACAGCUAUAGGAUUAUUUGUCUUGUAAGAAAAAAAACAGACAAAAACAAACAAAAAAAACGCAUGUUGGGCUUUUAGUUUGAUGCGACUACCUUUAUAUUGCACAAUUUUAACAGUGCCCACUCGUUUUUUUAAAUUCUUUUUUUUAUGUUUAUUUGAAUUAAUACCUCGUUAAAGUGUAUCAGUUGGCCUGAUUCCUGUGCUUGUUUGUGUAUGGAUGUUUUUAACUGUGUGUGUUCUGGUUUGUAGCUGUAUUUGUUGUCUAUCUCAGAGCCACCUGAGCGCAUAGUUUGUUUUUUAAAAAAUGUAUUAAUUUUAUUGUUGUUUCUCCCUUACUGCUAGAACUAUGACUGAUGACCAUGAGUUUGAAUCUAACAUAGAACCGUAGGAAGAAAAAAAAAAAAGCCCAGAUAAACAGACGGGUCGCCUUUUGAAGUUUAGGUGCAGAAAACCCACAGACAUCUUCUUGGAAACUCAAUUUAAUGUUAUAGAAGCUAUAUUAUAUGACAUGAUUGACUACCUAUGCCCUUCAACUACCUACAAUAACCUUUGUUUUGUCGAUGGCGGAUUAUAGUAGAGUUUUUUUUUUUGCUUGCAUUACUGAACUGUGUCUGACUGAAUUUCAGGGAGUAACAUUUUCAAAGAGCAUAAUGUUUGUUAGUGAGAGGACAGAAAAUAUAAAACACUGUAGGCUACUCAUUGAAUACCUCGCGGUCUGCUGGCCGUCUGACUUUUUUGGUUCACAAAUGUAAUUUGUACUUUAUUUAUUAAAUAAAACAAAUUAUAUCUGCGAAUGCA
Stegastes partitus (bicolor damselfish) is the source of this 2433-nucleotide messenger RNA. RefSeq names its product homeobox A9a (gene hoxa9a). Gene Ontology annotation, cellular component: nucleus. Gene Ontology annotation, biological process: anterior/posterior pattern specification; proximal/distal pattern formation; regulation of transcription by RNA polymerase II. The transcript is spliced from 2 exons. Gene Ontology annotation, molecular function: RNA polymerase II cis-regulatory region sequence-specific DNA binding; DNA-binding transcription factor activity, RNA polymerase II-specific. The record is from RefSeq and is a predicted model, not a curated record. Bases 730 to 1524 code for a protein of 264 amino acids. Lineage: Eukaryota; Metazoa; Chordata; Actinopteri; Pomacentridae.